GAGAGAGAGAGAGAGAGAGUGCGUGGGCAAAAAUCUCUGCGGGGUUUAGGCACGUAUCUAGCAGCGGUUUUUUCUUCUCUUGUUUUUCUCGUUCUUCUCCUUUUCUUUUGUGCCUCCGCGCCCGCCUGCUUCUCGUCCCUUUCUUGCUCCAACGAUAAAAGCCACGUUCCUCUCUUUCUCUUUUUGACUCUCUCUCUCUCUCUCUCUCUCUCUCUCUCUCUGUGGAGGACGCAGACAGUCAGAAGCGACGAGAAACCCAGAUACAGUUUAUCUGGUUGACCAGACAGAAGGAAGCUUUUGGGAACGCCCAUGGUCGGGACUUUGCCGUUGCCGGCGUAGCACCAUUUGUGUGCGUCUCAUUCCUUCUCAGAAGCACAUAUUUGAUACUUUAUUGUUGUAUGGAACAUGGCGAUAAAGAAAUGGGCACACGAUCUGUUUGGGAAGUGCAGUUGCUUCCCGGUUUUAUCACUAAUAGAAACCGCAAACUGGAGAUUCUUUCGGAGCAAGCUUCUGCCAGCCCUAUCUCUACUAGUCAUUGUUUUCUAUGUGGGAAGUACUUUCGUUGUUUCUGAUUCUAAGGAGAGCUUCUCAAGGUGGGGAGUUUUUGGUGCCUUGAAAGAUUCAGAAAGCAAAUGCAAGGUUCAGUGCCGAGUUCAUGGAACUGAGUCAUUGCCUAAAGGUAUAGUGAGUGCAACCUCUAAUUUGGAAAUGCGGAGAUUAUGGGGUACUUCAAAAGAUCAGAUGAAAAGAAGGGAACACUCUAAGAAAAGUUUGUUGGCAAUUGCUGUUGGUAUAAGGCAGAAGAAAAAUGUCGAUCGCAUCGUUAAGAAGUUUCCUCCAAGUAACUUUACAAUAAUGCUCUUUCAUUAUGAUGGUUUUGUCGAUCAAUGGAGGGAUCUGCAAUGGAGUGACAAUGUAUUGCAUGUCUCUGCAGUCAACCAAACCAAGUGGUGGUUUGCUAAGCGGUUCUUGCACCCAGAUGUAGUUGAUGAAUACAAUUAUAUUUUCCUUUGGGAUGAGGACCUUGGAGUUGAACAUUUUGAUCCUGUGAACUAUUUGUCUAUCGUGGAAAAAGAAGGGCUGGAGAUAUCUCAGCCGGCACUAGAUCCUUCUUUGUCAGAGGUGCAUCAUCGAAUUACUGUGCGUGUGAAGAAGUCGAGGGUUCACAGAAGGACAUACAAAAAUCGCGGUAACGGAAGAUGCUACUGGAACAGCACCGCUCCACCAUGUACUGGUUGGGUGGAGAUGAUGGCACCUGUGUUCUCAAGAGCUGCCUGGCGUUGUGCAUGGUACAUGAUCCAGAGUGACUUAAUUCAUGCUUGGGGCCUGGACAUGAAGCUUGGUUACUGUGCGCAGGGGGACCGGAGCAUAAAUGUUGGGGUUGUUGACAGUGAAUAUGUAGCUCAUCUUGGCAUACCUACACUUGGCGGCUUGGAUGAAAAUAGGAUGUCGCGGGAAGAAGAUGGUCGGUCUUCUCGCUCGGAAGGCAGUGCACGUUCAGCCAAAAGGGGUCGAGAGGUCUCCCUUAUGAACCGUGAAAGGGGUGAGGUCAGAAAGCAGUCUUACAAUGAACUGGAGAUCUUUCAGGAGAGAUGGGAAAAAGCAGUAAAGGAUGACACUUGCUGGAACGAUCCAUAUCCACAGACCACAAACAGAAGCAGGGCCUUCUAGCAACUAAUACAAAAUUGUUUUCCAUAAUGUAUAAUGUAUGUAUAUUGUAAUUUAUUCUUUUGCAUUAAUGUCAAUUUUUGAGUGAA
Nymphaea colorata (pocket water lily) is the source of this 1757-nucleotide messenger RNA. RefSeq lists its product as uncharacterized. The transcript is spliced from 16 exons. The record is from RefSeq and is a predicted model, not a curated record. The coding region runs from base 406 to 1671 and encodes 421 amino acids. NCBI's taxonomy places the organism in Eukaryota, Viridiplantae, Streptophyta, Magnoliopsida, Nymphaeales, Nymphaeaceae.